Hyposmocoma kahamanoa is the source of this 416-nucleotide messenger RNA. RefSeq names its product ubiquitin-like protein 5 (gene ubl). Gene Ontology annotation, biological process: protein modification process; mRNA splicing, via spliceosome. Gene Ontology annotation, molecular function: protein tag activity; protein binding. The transcript has 3 exons. The record is from RefSeq and is a predicted model, not a curated record. The coding region runs from base 140 to 361 and encodes 73 amino acids. Lineage: Eukaryota; Metazoa; Arthropoda; Insecta; Lepidoptera; Cosmopterigidae. Gene Ontology annotation, cellular component: nucleus; cytoplasm.
UUUUUUUUACUGUACUAGCACUCCAAAUUGACAAUACCGAAACGUUACAUUUGUUGAUGCGAAUUUGUUUGUUGCAGUAAGACUAUAUUUUAAAAAUAAUAAAAAACACCCAUUGAAAUUACGAAGGAACCAUUUGAAAAUGCUAGAAGUAACUUGCAACGAUCGUCUUGGGAAGAAAGUGCGAGUAAAAUGCAACCCUGAUGAUACUGUCGGCGACCUGAAGAAGCUGAUUGCAGCGCAGACUGGCACACGAUAUGAUAAAAUCGUUCUGAAGAAAUGGUACACAGUUUUCAAGGAUCACAUCAGACUCUCAGACUAUGAAAUCCACGACGGAAUGAACUUGGAGCUCUAUUACCAAUAAAAUAUAUAUCACUCAGUUUAUGUAAUUGUAAGUGAUUAAUAAAUGUAAGAAUAUU